Solanum pennellii is the source of this 2899-nucleotide messenger RNA. Its product is annotated as mitogen-activated protein kinase kinase kinase 5. The record is from RefSeq and is a predicted model, not a curated record. Gene Ontology annotation, biological process: protein phosphorylation. Gene Ontology annotation, molecular function: protein kinase activity; ATP binding. The transcript is spliced from 10 exons. Lineage: Eukaryota; Viridiplantae; Streptophyta; Magnoliopsida; Solanales; Solanaceae. The coding region runs from base 312 to 2300 and encodes 662 amino acids.
AAUGGAGGUAGAAGCAGAAGAAGAAGGAAAGGGAGGAUUUUGACCUCACGAUGAAGAUAUUUUUCUUGUCUUUUUCCUAUCAUUUUUCCUUAUAACUCUCCAUUCCUUCCUUCUUGUACAACUUUUUUCCGGGAACCCGCCGACGCCGACCAACCCGACGCCGGCGAGUUUUCCCACCUUUUUUACCCUUCUCCGAGGUUCCUCUGUUUUCAACUAUGCUCCUGAACGCAGGUUUUGUACAGUGUUAUUAUUAUUAUCUUUUUAAGGCCUCAAACGUACCAUGCAUUUUGUAACCAAAACUACCACAGGCAAUGCGUUGGUGGCAGAGCGCCUUUUCAUCUUCCUCCGGUUCGUCUUCCUCUUCCUCGUCAUGCUCCUCUUCCAAAGUAUACUCUGACGAUAGCCUCCUUGCCUCCGGUGGAGGCAUUCGUUACACCAUCAAAUCCGCUUUUUUCUUCGCCCGUAAGCGCCGACACGCUCGCGCGAAAAAACUCCAAAAUCUUACGGAACAUGACGGUGAUGACUGGCGUUCUCACUGUUCCAAUGAUAAUUUUCCGUCCAAAUGUUCCUCCGAUCGUCCGCCUCCGCAACCUUUGCCUUUGCCGGAGCUGCAUCUUGUGCUUCGCCACGAAUCUGAUGCGGUUUCGAAUGAACCCAAUGUACCACUGCCAUCGCCCUCAGACGCGCAUUUGCAUCAUAGAACUGGAGAGGAUUCUUCCACUCGUAAGGAUGGUGUAGCAUCCCAUGGGAGCAGAUUAUCAAGCCAAGAUGCUCGAAAGAAGAAAAAAGAGCACUUGGGAAGUCGCUUGUCUAGGAAGACACCUCAAAAGCUUCAUGUUGCUGAUAGAGUUUCUGAUAUCAGGAUCAGUGCACCCAUUAGUGCUCCUACAACUCCUUAUGCAAGUCCUGGAGUCAGUCCACUAAAAGCUGGGGAUCUUUUAAAUCAUAAUUACAUGGCAUUCCCUGGUGCUUUUCAAGUUUGUUCUGCCCCAGAGAUGCCUCCAUCGGACACACUUCAGUAUCCAGGUUUCCCUGGUGCUUUUCAAGUUUGUUCUGCCCCAGAGAUGCCUCCAUCGGACACACUUCAGUAUCCAGGUUUCUCUUACCACGUUCUCCCGGAGAAAAAUGCUUUUAGUGUUGAUAAUUCUCCUCAUCACAGUCCAAGAGUAAGCCCACAGAGGAGUGGAAAGAUCGCAAGUGGACCUGCAUCACCCUUGCAUCAAUUAUUACCAAAUGAGAACUCAACAGCACGCCGUGAGAGUAGUGCUCAGGGAAAUGUCCAUCCACUACCACUUCCUCCUUUGGGUGCCACUCCUUCACACCCUACUUCCAUUCCACCAGUUCCCUCUAAUGCAGAGUUGACACCAAUCAAAGGCCAAUGGCAAAAGGGAAAACUUAUUGGGCGUGGGACUUUUGGAAGUGUAUAUGUCGCAUCAAACAGAGAAACUGGAGCUUUAUGUGCGAUGAAAGAAGUUGAAUUAUUACCAGAUGAUCCGAAAUCUGCAGAGAGCAUAAGGCAAUUAGAGCAGGAAAUUAAUGUUCUCAGUCAUCUCAAGCACCCAAAUAUUGUCCAGUAUUACGGCAGCGAAAUAGUUGGUGACCGAUUUUACAUUUAUCUGGAAUAUGUUCAUCCUGGUUCUAUCAAUAAAUUCAUCCGUGAUCAUUGUGAAACAAUUACAGAAUCCAUAGUACGAAAUUUUACUCGCCAUAUUCUCUGUGGAUUGGCUUACUUGCAUAGCAAAAAAACCAUUCACAGGGAUAUAAAAGGGGCUAAUUUGCUUGUUGAUGCUUAUGGGGUCGUAAAGCUUGCAGAUUUUGGGAUGGCUAAGCAUCUCAAUGGGCAAGCUGCUAAUCUCUCCUUAAAGGGAAGUCCUUAUUGGAUGGCUCCUGAGCUCUUGCAGUCAGUUAUGCAGACGGAUACUACCACUGAUCUCGCCUUUGCCACUGAUAUAUGGAGUUUGGGUUGUACAGUAAUUGAAAUGCUGAACGGCAGACCACCUUGGAGUGAAUAUGAAGCAGCUGCAGCCAUGUUCAAGGUUCUAAAAGAUACGCCUCCAAUACCGGAAACAUUAUCACCUGAAGGGAAAGAUUUCUUGCGCUGUUGUUUCUGUAGGAACCCAGCGGAAAGGCCCUCGGCCAGCAUGUUAUUAGAACAUCGAUUUAUGAGAUUAUCUCAUCAGCCAGAUGUAUCUUCUUUCAUCAAACCAGUUGGUGUAAUACGAGUCAAAGAAAAGUUAAAUUCUCAAAAAGAGCAGACAACAUACAAUCUUGACCAAGGGCGUUUAUCGCUAGAGAGGUAGCUCUUAAAAAAACUGUCAAUGGAAGGGAAAAUUAGAUUGCAAAGGGACUGCUUAUGCGAACACGUUCAUGAGAUGGACAUUUCUUCAUUCCUGGACAUUUAUUCUUCUCUGCAAUUGGGACAGGCCAGCUGUGCAUCAUUGAGAUUCCAACUAAAUAUUGGAGCCCCAUCAUUUCGCUCGUUCAAAUCUCCUAUGGUCCUGUCGGCAUUUAAUCCCCAGCCUGCUCGGUGUAAAGUCAUUGCCAAAACUGGGUGCCACUACAAAAUCUCAACUGAUUUUGGGAUGGGAGUAGCAGUCAUUCUUUUUGGUUUCUCUUUCAACGAGAGCUGAACUUGUGAAUACAAUGUAAACCUCUAUAUAUGUGCUGUGUAGAUAGCUUGAAACCGACAACUAAGUUGGAGCCAGUAGGUGCUCUGGCUUGUUGUCAAUAUUAACACCUCGAAAGGAACAUAGGUUUAUUAUUAUCAUCCAGGGAAGUUUUUUCCUGCUGACCUUGGAGUUUAGAAGUAGAUUUUCUGUAAUGACUUCCAAAGCAGGAGAUUCAACAAUAAUCAAAAGAAAAUGAAAUGCUUUGACAAAUUAUACAAUUCUUUACUGAA